GCUGACGUGACAUGCGGCACCGGCGAGAUGUGGGGUCCCGAGCGUACCGGCGAGGCGGCCAGCAUCCCAUAUGUGGAUGUCAGGACGGAGAGAUCCAGCCCUGAGCUCCACUUACAUAAGGUGUGAAUUCAGCUGAGGCUUGAGCUGUCAGGAAAGUCCCAGGAGUGUAAAUCUGAUCCGGAAGCCCAGGAGCUCCUGCAACUCUGUGAACGCUGAUCCAUACUCCAGCUGCCCCAAGGUUUCCUUGCAGGAUGGCAGCUUCCUGGCUCGCCAUCUUUCUAAUGCUGGCCCUUUCCUCUAUCUACUGCAUUGUUUCUCAUCCCAGCCCGGAGAUGUGGUUUCAGGGUCUCUUUCCAUCUAGUGUGUGCCUUGCAAAUGCCCAUACCAACACCUUUUAUGGCAUCAUGUUUGAUGCAGGAAGUACCGGGACCCGAAUUCACAUUUACACCUUUGUGCAGAAAAACCCAGAGCAGCCUCCAGAGCUGGAUGGGGAGAUCUUUGAGUCCGUGAAGCCAGGGCUUUCUGCUUAUGUUGAUCAGCCUGAAAAGGGCGCAGAAACUGUGAAAGGAUUGUUGAAAAUGGCCAAAGAAGCUGUGCCACGUAGCCAUUGGAAGGAGACCCCAGUGGUGCUGAAAGCUACAGCUGGACUGAGGCUGCUGCCAGAGCCCAAAGCCCAGGCUCUGCUCUCAGAGGUGAGAGAGGUCUUUGAGGAGUCACCCUUUCUGGUUCCAAAUAACAGUGUUAGCAUCAUGGAUGGAUCUUCUGAAGGAGUUUUAGCCUGGAUCACUGUGAACUUUCUGACAGGGCAGCUGUACGGCCAGAACCAGCAGACAGUUGGGACACUGGACCUGGGAGGAGCCUCAACCCAAAUCACGUUCCUGCCACGGUCUGAGGAAACCUUGGAGCAAACCCCUGUGGAUUUUGUCACCUCAUUUGAAAUGUUCAAUAGCACUUACAAGCUCUACACGCACAGCUAUUUGGGCUUUGGACUGAAAGCUGCCAGACUAGCAACACUUGGAGCCCUGGAAAUGAAAGCAGUGGAUGGACAAAUGUUCCGAAGUUCUUGUUUACCGAAGCGACUGGAGGCAGAGUGGCACUUUGGGGGAGUGAGAUAUCAAUAUGGUGGCAACAGAGAAGGGGAAACAGGAUUUGAACCUUGCUAUUCAGAAGUGGUGAAGGUCGUACAAGGGAAAUUGCACCAGCCAGAUGAGAUUCGCAGACGCUCCUUCUAUGCCUUCUCCUAUUAUUAUGAUCGAGCUGUUGAUACCGACCUGAUAGAUUAUGAAAAGGGAGGAGUUCUAGAAGUGAGAGAUUUUGAAAGGAAAGCUAAAGAAGUGUGUGAUAACAUGGACAGGUACACCUCCGCCAGCCCUUUCCUCUGUAUGGAUCUCAGUUACAUCACUGCCUUACUAAAAGAAGGCUUUGGAUUUGGGGAUAACACACUCUUACAGUUAACAAAGAAAGUGAACAACAUAGAGACAAGCUGGGCCUUGGGUGCCACCUUUCACCUGCUGCAGUCUCUGGGGCUCUCCCACUGAGCCAGCACCCCCUGCAGAACAUUGGCCUUUCCAGAAGGAAGAGAGGGCAAGUUCAAAUUUCCAACUGCAUAGCUCAGCAGGAGUCAGUCCUUCAGCAAAACAUGGAUCGAAGCCAUGGAAUAAAUUCCUCAAGGACUAGGCAGCUCCCAGCUGCAAUGAGAACAGCCACAGUAUGGUUUCUAAAUAACUUAAUUGUGGUAACUGAUACAAAAUCUGCCUCCUGCAAGCCAAAGAAGCUGAUUAUACUUAUAAGCAACCCAGACACAGGUUCAGUGAAUGGAUUCAUAGAUGCCCCGUGUUACCAGCAGUUCAGAGUGCUUGUCAUGCCCUGGCAAACCGCAGACCUUUUGUGGCUGAUGCUUGAUAAUUUUUACAUGUAGAACUGAAGUUU
Emys orbicularis (European pond turtle) is the source of this 1929-nucleotide messenger RNA. RefSeq names its product ectonucleoside triphosphate diphosphohydrolase 5 (inactive) (gene ENTPD5). Lineage: Eukaryota; Metazoa; Chordata; Testudines; Emydidae. The transcript is spliced from 15 exons. The record is from RefSeq and is a predicted model, not a curated record. Gene Ontology annotation, molecular function: hydrolase activity. The coding region runs from base 252 to 1538 and encodes 428 amino acids.